Chinchilla lanigera (long-tailed chinchilla) is the source of this 524-nucleotide messenger RNA. It is a transcript of the gene S100g, whose product is annotated as S100 calcium binding protein G. Gene Ontology annotation, cellular component: cytoplasm. Gene Ontology annotation, molecular function: transition metal ion binding; calcium ion binding. The transcript has 3 exons. The coding region runs from base 92 to 331 and encodes 79 amino acids. The record is from RefSeq and is a predicted model, not a curated record. Lineage: Eukaryota; Metazoa; Chordata; Mammalia; Rodentia; Chinchillidae.
GUCUGCGGGACUAUAAAAGUCCUCGGCCUUCGCUGCGGCUCAAGCGUCUGCUGACUCCCAGCACCGUGCUGCCGCCGAGCAGGAUACCGCCAUGGCCGCUAAAAAGUCUCCCGAGGAGCUCAAGCGCAUUUUCGAAAAAUACGCAGCCAAAGAAGGCGACCCGGACCAGCUGUCCAAGGAGGAGCUGAAGCUUCUGGUCCAGGCGGAGUUCCCCAGUCUGCUCAAGGGUGCAAGCACCUUAGACGACCUCUUCAAAGAACUGGACAAGAAUGGCGACGGGGAAGUCAGUUUCGAAGAAUUCCAACUGUUUGUAAAAAAGUUAUCCCAUUAAAGAAGGAUCUGGAAAGCAGAAGGCCAGGACUCCAGCCUGUGCGGAAGCCACACUGCCUCGGGCUGAGUUCUUUACAGCUGUGUGACCCGGCCCAGUUAUUAUCAAUAAAGAACUUUGCAGACUGCUGCCCUUGUUGAGUACUGACUGUCAGAAUUCAUCCAGUAGAUUCCAGGGGAGAGGAAGGGGACGCGGA